CUAAUUUCAAAUUUCGAAAUCGAUCGUUCUUCACUGUGUACGUUAAGUCUUUCUCUGAUUCUAAUUCAUUCCAUUGUUUUCAUUUCCAAUCGAAUUUCAAGGUUUAAAGAGUGUGAGUUUCAGAAGAAGAAGAAGAAGAUUGUGAUUCUGAAUCUGAAUUCGCUGUUGUGGAUGAAUGAAGCGUAGCUUGAGGUUUCUGCUACGGCUCUUGAUCCAAUCCUUCUCUGCAAUCAUGGGCUGUUUCUUCGCUUGCUUCAGGAUCAGAGAAGUUCUUCCCACAAUCUCCGCUCGUUCCAAUUCCACCGAUGUUCUGAUUUCGCGAAAUCGAUUGACAUCUUUGUCGUCGAAAGAGAGGGGAGAUUCGGCGCGGAAUGGUGUGGGGUCUCAGCGAGAUGACAUAGGUCUCAAGGAUGAGGCCAAGUUUCUUAAAGCUUGUGGCGCCUUACCAGGAACACCUGUUGAAAUUCGUAAAGCAUCUGAGAAACUAAAAGUGUCCCCCUCUUGUGAUAAAGAUUCUGACUCUCCGAAGUUUCAUUCUUGGCUUCCUACCACAUCUGUGGAGAAACUUCAGCUGGAUGUCCAACCAUUUGAGCCUCAAACUCCCAUUAAACUUUGCCAAGAAUGGGGAAAUAGCGAGGAUACUUUCGAGCACACACCAAGAACUAACAGUUGCAUUACCAAUGCACAUGACACUCUUGAUUAUAUGCAAGGAAGUUGGGAAGGCAGCCUUCUUACUGAAAAGAAGGCAGCUUCAGUUACUCCCUGGCCAGGCACAGAAACUGAGAGGAAGAAUAAAUCUGUGCGUUUUGAAUGCGUAUCUUCAGAUGAUGGUGAUGUGAAGAAAAUCAAGUCACCAAAUAACCAAAGUGCAUGUAAACCAUCACCUUAUCCUACCCCAUUGAAGUUAUUUGACGAGAUGCAAACACCUGGAACCGUGUACCCAGCAUCACUAGAAAAGUCUCGUGAUUGUAAGCAUCGAGUUCGGUCCCAGUUUGUCUAUUCAAAUGACAACCCAAGUGAGAAUGUCUUCCUGUCCAAGAUACUUGAAGAGAAAGAUCUUAACACUGAACAAGAUUCAAGUGAGCUGAGUGAUUAUGUAAAGCAAGCUCAAAGUGCAACCCCUACCCCAGAAAAAGGGUUGAAGAAAUUUGCAAAUGAAAAUGAAUCUGUGAUGGAAGCUAGCUUAUCUUCUUGGUUAAGGCCUGCAUCAGUCAUUAUGGAAGAUAAACUGGUUGGAGUGGUUGCUGCUCAUGGUAAUGAAGAUGAGGAUUCUCAUAUUUCUCAUCCAAAGUGGUGGGAUGGCAAUGGCAUACCAAAUUCAACCACCAAGUACAAGGAGGACCAGAAAGUAAUGUGGCAUGCAACACCCUUUGAAGAGAGGUUGAAUAAGGCAUUGGUGGAGGGAAAUGUUAUCUCUCAAAGGAAACUUGUUUGUGGAAAGCCAGUGGCAUUUGAGGAGAUUGAUGAAAGUGAUACUGCAUUAUAACAGCAACAACAAUCUUUGACUCAUACACAAUCUGUGGGAUCGUUUUGAUAUGUCUGCUGGUUCAUCCCAUUGUGCUUUGUCUUGAUAUGGAAGCUGAUUAUACAAAUUGUGUUGACAUAGAACUUUCGUUUACUGGAAAAUUGAGGGAAAUGAAUGGUUUGAAUAGGAACGGUAGGAAGAUUUUGGGGGCAGACAACUCAGCACAAUUCUAUUCAACCAGGUUAUCUUUCAUGAGCUCAUCUCUGCUCAUCAUACAGUGAACAAUCUGAGAUUUGAUAGUGUAAAAACAAAUGAAUUUUGGCAAUUUUUCUUUUUUGCCUAUUUUAACCAAAUUAACCCGGUAAGAAAAAUUGGCGAGUUA
This is a messenger RNA of Lotus japonicus, 1847 nucleotides long. RefSeq names its product protein JASON-like. Lineage: Eukaryota; Viridiplantae; Streptophyta; Magnoliopsida; Fabales; Fabaceae. The transcript has 7 exons. Gene Ontology annotation, biological process: male meiosis II. Bases 176 to 1486 code for a protein of 436 amino acids. The record is from RefSeq and is a predicted model, not a curated record.